Messenger RNA from Chelonia mydas (Green sea turtle), 608 nucleotides. Its product is annotated as cytochrome c oxidase copper chaperone. The coding region runs from base 167 to 364 and encodes 65 amino acids. Lineage: Eukaryota; Metazoa; Chordata; Testudines; Cheloniidae. Gene Ontology annotation, molecular function: copper ion binding; copper chaperone activity. Gene Ontology annotation, cellular component: mitochondrial intermembrane space. The record is from RefSeq and is a predicted model, not a curated record. Gene Ontology annotation, biological process: mitochondrial respiratory chain complex IV assembly. The transcript has 4 exons.
AGCAGAACUCCAUUUCCGGGCGUGCCCCUGAAUGGGCGCGCAGGCGCAGUAAGUGUCGGGCUCAGGGGAGGGAAGCCGCUGCCCGGAAGAAGUCCCGGCUCGCCAGGCGCCUGCGCAUUGACGAUCUGUGCGCGGGACCAGGGAUCCUGCGAAGCCGCCGCCGAAGAUGUCGAGCCUGGCGUCCGCCAGCUGCGAGCCCCCGGGCCCCGAGCCGCAGGAGAAGAAGCCGCUGAAGCCCUGCUGCGCCUGCCCCGAGACCAAGAAGGCGCGGGAUGCCUGCAUCAUUGAGAAAGGGGAGGAGCACUGCGGGCCUCUUAUUGAGGCUCACAAGGAGUGCAUGAGAGCCUUGGGGUUUAAAGUAUGAACGAGAUGAGCAGCGGGGCUGUAUGCAUGGUGAUUUGCUGUUGGGUGACUGGUUUCUCGGGUGGCUGAACAAUAUUAAGUUAUUUCUGCAAGCUACUUCAAAGAACAAACUUAUGAGAAAUCUAUUUAUAAAGAAUUUCUAAUAAAAACCAUAUGUAUAUUGCCUCUGUGGCACCUCCAUUAUCUGAUCUUGACUGGCUGAUAGAGAUAUAUUUUCCUCUUAAUAAAGGAUUUUAAAAUGCUCA